Molecule: messenger RNA, 2644 nt
Organism: Plectropomus leopardus (leopard coralgrouper)
Lineage: Eukaryota; Metazoa; Chordata; Actinopteri; Perciformes; Serranidae
Gene: fitm1l
Product: fat storage inducing transmembrane protein 1, like
Biological process (GO): lipid droplet organization; lipid storage; phospholipid biosynthetic process
Cellular component (GO): endoplasmic reticulum membrane
Molecular function (GO): coenzyme A diphosphatase activity
Source: RefSeq, a predicted model, not a curated record
GAGAACAUAGGCAGCGUGUUGGACAGGGUGGGUGUGAGUGACGGAAACGAGCAGAGAAGCUAAAGUCGCUGCGGACAUUGUUCGAACACAGGAGGUAUUCUGAAACCAUUGCACGGCUCUCAUGGUAACACAGCGGCGGCUAUCGCUGAGUAAAACACAGUGGUGGCCAUUGCAUUUCUGCAGAAGUGAUCCAGAAGUGGCUAGUGACGGUCACUGCUCCACAAGAGGAAAAAAACGGAAGACGGCACCUAGGAAACCUGCUAAACAAGGUCAGAGGAGACUAAAACUGCAGCCGCAAGAAAAACUAGCAAAGCAAGAUACGUGACUUGGUUGCUCUGAAACUACUCGCGGAUACAUUAUACCAGACUGAGUCAGGAGAAGCAGUGCCUGCUGGACUGAAGAAUUUUUCAUGCUUGGAUUUCACAUAUCUGCAGUCAGUGGAAUGCCAGGGGGCCAGCUGUCAUUUCAUUCAUGUCACACUCUACACAUGGAUGCUGAACACUAGCAGCUAACACCGGUGGACUUUAAGGACUUGUGCUACACAGACAGCAUCUUUGGAUUUCUGGAUCUGGAUUAAUCUUCCAUUAAUGUGUCAAUGGAUCCACUCUCAAAACUUUGAAAUUAUAGUUUAGUUUGUGUAAAUUAACUCAUUCCAAUCAGUCUUAAAAAUUGUUCCGUUAUGCAACAGAGGUAAUCCACAGCAUCAACAAGUGUGUUAAGUGCAUUCUCGACGGGAUUACAGCCGUAUCACAUGAAACAGUGUAUGCUAUACUGAGGAGGACAAUCGACUGCUGCGUUCAGAGCCAGCGGGAGUGUAUUUUCAUUUAGCAAUAUUAAUAAAGCAUAGUGAGAGGUUUGGUUCUGGGUCCAAAUGUUCCUCAACACAGUGCUGGUGGUCCUGACGGACCUGGCGGCCCGGCUCCUGGGCAACAACAUGUUUCGACAGCACUUCCACCUGUUGCUGUCAGCUGUGGUGAUGUUUGGCCCUGCGCUGAGCCUCUGGGUCUCCCAGCACAGCGUCUUUGCCAAGAGAAGCCACUUCCUCUACAGGAUGUUCUUGCGCUCUGGUUGGGGCUGGACCUGCAUCUUUGUCGGCUCCUUCGUCUUCCUCCUCUCCUUCUCCAUCCGUCGCUCCCUCUCUCUCUCCAUCCGUCACCUCUCCCGUCUUGGCGUGGCUGGGGGAUUGUGGCUUGGUUUCUGUAAACUCCUGGACCUUCUUGAGAAUGCCACCGGAAGCUGCUACGAACCUUUACUUAAUGGCCCAGAGGUCACCAACGGGCAGCCUCUGUUGGUGUUACGAGAAGGAGAAAGCAAGUCCGAGUGUCUCAGGGCUGGGAUGCUGUGGAGGGGGUAUGAAGUCUCAGAAGAUGUCUUCCUCCUGUGUCUCUGCUGCCUGCUGUUGGCGGAGGAAACAGCCGUGUUCGGCCCUUAUCUGAGCCUGGGUGGGAUCUCAGACGCCCCUCUGAGGAUCCUCUUCCUGUUCUGUGUUCUCCUGCUCUGGCUCUGGAUCUUUCUGCUGCUCUGCCUCUUAGCUUACUUCCCUCAGUUCCCCACUCAGCUGUUAGGGGGCGCUCUGGGGUGUCUGAGCUGGAGGGGACUGUACCAGGGUUGGUAUCGCCUGGGGCCCAGCUGGUACUGCCCUGGGAGGCCUGGACUGGGACUGCUCAACACCAAGACCAGCAGUAUUGAAGCGCAGGAGGCACAGCUCAACCACGACCACUGCAAUUAACUGAAGAGACAAACACUGACACAAAGACGAUUUCAAUCAUGAGCUCUCUGUGGUUGUUUGGACAUGACUGAGACAAUCUGUCCACUUGUGUUUGUUGUCCUCUUUUAACAGUAAGACAAAAAAACCCUGUUUAAGCUUUUUGGACUUUUUUUUAUUGAACUGCUGUUUUCUUACAUAUGGCAGCAAAGACAUGCUGUACAUAUAGGCCUGCUUUUUGUAACAUUACAACAGUAAUUUACAAUAGAUGACAGGAGAAGUCUCUGCAAGACAGAUGCUCAGGACAAGAGAAAGCAGUGUCCAAGUCUAUACAGACUGGACACAACAGUUUGAGACACCCAGAAUUUACUUAAGCAAGUCAAAACUUCAAUAAAUAAAUGACUGGAGAACUUGUGUGUAACUAAAUGGACUAGUAUAACAGACAGACGCUAUAAAACAUCCAUUUUUUUUCCUCUGUCAGUGCCAUUUUGCAUGAGUAGCAGGUUUGAUAAAGCUCACUGUCUGAAAGCUUCUGAACAGAGAACAUGCAAAGAUACUGGUUAAGUGUGUCUCUGUUGUUGGGACGCAUUACUGUCUCCUUUGUUUCAAGACUGCAAAUGCAGUGAUUAAAACUUCAAUUGCAAUUAUUCAUCUUGGACUGGAUUCUGGUUCUCUUAACAGCUCACAUCACUUUGCACCAAACUAAUGCAUAAAAAAAGAAAUGGAUGUUUGUGCCGAAUUUGACAAAAAAUUCCAAUCAAGGUAUUCUUGAGAUGUAACCUUCAUGAGACUGAGAAAGACAAGGUCCCAGAGACCUUUGACCUUUGAGUCCAAGUGGACUUUUGUGCCAAAUCUGAAUUCCCUAAAGGCGUUCACCAGAAUUUGACUGACGGACUACCGGAAAACGCCUCAUAAAAUGCUGCAUAAAAAGUACAGAAC